GUAUUCUGCCUGCAGUGGGGUCCCAGUGUUGGAAACGGCGGUGGAGUACCUCGUGAACUCAAGGUACAAUCGACCGUUCGCGCCAGACUUGGUUGUCCUGUCGCCUGUUCCAGAACAGAUGAAAGGGCAGGAGCUGGCCUUGAAACGGGUCAGCCCGGAGGAGGACCACUUUGCUCUGCUCCAGGCCACAGCGCGAGACUUGAAGAAGAACGCUUUCGUCGAGGAGUGGGCGACUGUCUGGCGGUCUGUGCCCUGCACGUUCUUGGUCCAGCUGAAGGACAACGGAGAGCACUUCUGGUUGGCCUUGAAGAGGCGUGAGAAGAUUGGAGCGGACUUCGAGACAAUGUACCCGUCCUUGGUGCAGCGGAUCUACCAACUCGGUGUCUUCUGGAUCCAGGCCAGCACGCGUGAAAAACGCAAGUUGAACGAGCUGGAGCUGCACGAGGCCUUCUCCAAGAACUUGGUCGUCAGUUCUGGUGAGAGAGUGACCGAGAAGUUCGUGAAGGUGGGCAUGCAGAUCUUCAAGAACAUCCUCUCUGUGACUGCCUUGAAGGAGCUGCUCAUCGCAGGAGACGAGACGUUCGGCAAAAAGAGCCCGCUCGACUACCUGUACAAGCUCCAGUCGUUUGUUCAGUGUUCGCACAACGACGCGGACAAGAUCGAAUGGUGCCUCUUAGCCAUGUUCGACCUGCUGCUGAACAACAAAGUCAAACCCGGAGAACUCACCCAGGACAACUUGGCCGGGAAGAAGGGCGGCAAGGG
Molecule: messenger RNA, 762 nt
Organism: Symbiodinium sp. CCMP2456
Lineage: Eukaryota; Dinophyceae; Suessiales; Symbiodiniaceae
Source: the annotation of a GenBank genome assembly